Molecule: messenger RNA, 513 nt
Organism: Funneliformis caledonium
Lineage: Eukaryota; Fungi; Glomeromycota; Glomeromycetes; Glomerales; Glomeraceae
Source: the annotation of a GenBank genome assembly
AUGACACUUCCAGUGGCAACGUAUAGAUCACCAUUAGGAACUACUACACUCAUACCUCAACCACCAUCUAACAUAUCAUCUUAUAAUAUCCUAUUUGGAUAUAUCAAUGAUGAUGACAAAACAUUACAGGAAACAUCUUUCUUUGACAAUGCAAAUGAACUAGAGGUAGAAAAUGUUCAACAAUUAGUAGCCUCAACAUUAUUCAGUAAUCAAUUGUCAAGGCCAUCAAAUUUAAGGGUAACAACUCCAUCAGUAAGAAAUACAAAUAGUGAAUCAUCAUUGGAAAAUCCUUACAAUUUUCUCAAGCAACUUAAUAUACAACCAGUAAAUAACCGUUGGCUUGAAAGUAACUCAAGUAAUAGAGGAAAUAAUACAAUAGGACAUCAAAAUGUAACUACCAAAGGAACCCCACAGUCAAUAACACCAAUACUUACACCUCAACUAGCUAUAAUACCAGUAGGAGGAAAUAAUGACAAUGCUUACCUCCAAGUCAUACAAGGGCUAGCAGAAUAG